AACACGGGAGAAAUGGGGGGCAUCAAGUAUCCCCUUUGGGAGGUCAUUUUCAUAGGCCAUGGCUAUAAGAUAACUAUCGCGCCCUCACUUGAGGCUGCGUUCUUCUUUCGUGGGCUCCCUUUCUUUCCCAGUUCUUCUUCAGUACCUUUCCUCGUCUAUCCCAGUCUGACAAUUAGCCGGUUGCAUAGCGGCUAGGGUUGAGUAGCUUACAGUCAGUUUGGCGGAGUCAUUCUCAUAUAUCUCCCCUGACCCAUCUCUGGAAAAACUCAUAUUGUCCAACGAGAUAAGCAUUUAUCAUGUCUCUUCCUAAGGAUUUCCUCUGGGGCUUCGCUACUGCGGCCUAUCAGAUUGAGGGUGCUAUCCACGCCGACGGCCGUGGCCCCUCUAUCUGGGAUACUUUCUGCAACAUUCCCGGUAAGAUCGCCGACGGCAGCUCUGGUGCCGUCGCCUGCGACUCUUACAACCGCACCAAGGAGGACAUCGACCUCCUCAAGUCUCUCGGCGCCACCGCCUACCGCUUCUCCAUCUCCUGGUCUCGCAUCAUCCCCGUUGGUGGCCGUAACGACCCUAUCAACCAGAAGGGCAUCGACCACUAUGUCAAGUUUGUCGAUGACCUGCUCGAGGCUGGUAUUACCCCCUUCAUCACCCUCUUCCACUGGGAUCUUCCCGAUGGUCUCGACAAGCGCUACGGCGGUCUUCUGAACCGUGAAGAGUUCCCCCUCGACUUUGAGCACUACGCCCGCACCAUGUUCAAGGCCAUUCCCAAGUGCAAGCACUGGAUCACCUUCAACGAGCCCUGGUGCAGCUCCAUCCUCGGCUACAACUCGGGCUACUUUGCCCCUGGCCACACCUCCGACCGGACCAAGUCACCCGUUGGUGACAGCGCUCGCGAGCCCUGGAUCGUCGGCCAUAACCUGCUCAUCGCUCACGGCCGUGCCGUCAAGGCGUACCGAGAGGACUUCAAGCCCACGCAGGGCGGCGAGAUCGGUAUCACCUUGAACGGCGACGCCACUCUUCCCUGGGAUCCAGAGGACCCCUUGGACGUCGAGGCGUGCGACCGCAAGAUUGAGUUCGCCAUCAGCUGGUUCGCGGACCCCAUCUACUUUGGAAAGUACCCCGACUCGAUGCGCAAACAGCUCGGUGACCGGCUGCCCGAGUUUACGCCCGAGGAGGUGGCGCUCGUCAAGGGCUCCAACGACUUCUACGGCAUGAACCACUACACAGCCAACUACAUCAAGCACAAGAAGGGCGUCCCUCCCGAGGACGACUUCCUCGGCAACCUCGAGACGCUCUUCUACGACAAGAAGGGUAACUGCAUCGGGCCCGAGACCCAGUCGUUCUGGCUCCGCCCGCACGCCCAGGGCUUCCGCGACCUGCUCAACUGGCUCAGCAAGCGCUACGGAUACCCCAAGAUCUACGUGACCGAGAACGGGACCAGUCUCAAGGGCGAGAACGCCAUGCCGCUCAAGCAGAUUGUCGAGGACGACUUCCGCGUCAAGUACUUCAACGACUACGUCAACGCCAUGGCCAAGGCGCAUAGCGAGGACGGCGUCAACGUCAAGGGAUAUCUUGCCUGGAGCUUGAUGGACAACUUUGAGUGGGCCGAGGGCUAUGAGACGCGGUUCGGCGUUACCUAUGUCGACUAUGAGAACGACCAGAAGAGGUACCCCAAGAAGAGCGCCAAGAGCUUGAAACCGCUCUUUGGCUCUUUGAUCAAGAAGGACUGACGGGGCAAGAAGAAAACAUGGGUGGAUUAUCUGUUAUGAAAUGUGUGAUGAAUUGGGCAAGCGUCAGCAAGGGAAUGGGAAUGAUUUGCAAGGGUUUAGUGUUC
Messenger RNA from Neurospora hispaniola, 1831 nucleotides. RefSeq names its product beta-glucosidase. The transcript has 2 exons. Gene Ontology annotation, biological process: carbohydrate metabolic process. The coding region runs from base 297 to 1727 and encodes 476 amino acids. NCBI's taxonomy places the organism in Eukaryota, Fungi, Ascomycota, Sordariomycetes, Sordariales, Sordariaceae. Gene Ontology annotation, molecular function: beta-glucosidase activity. The record is from RefSeq and is a predicted model, not a curated record.